Molecule: messenger RNA, 2896 nt
Organism: Varanus komodoensis (Komodo dragon)
Lineage: Eukaryota; Metazoa; Chordata; Lepidosauria; Squamata; Varanidae
Gene: XRCC6
Product: X-ray repair cross complementing 6
Exons: 10
Coding region: 1162-2688 (508 amino acids)
Biological process (GO): telomere maintenance; cellular response to X-ray; cellular response to gamma radiation
Cellular component (GO): nucleus; Ku70:Ku80 complex
Molecular function (GO): double-stranded DNA binding; damaged DNA binding; DNA helicase activity
Source: RefSeq, a predicted model, not a curated record
AAUGAUGUGAAGGUUAUUUAAGAAGGAAGAAUGCAGGGAAUCUGGCACAAUAGUUUGAGUAGCAGUGGUUUUUCAUUGACUAGUUAACAGCCUGCUUUAUAUUCUGUACUGUGUCUAGUAUGUGGUUGAUUAUUAAUAUAAUUAUAAAAAGAAACAACUGAAGGAAGGGAUCUUCCCUUGGCUGUCAGUCAAGAUUUCUUUCAGACACAACUUUUCUGGAUAGACAUGGCUGACUCUGUUGCCUCUGUGGGUUGAUGCAGUCUUGAGGUAGGCUGAUCCAUCUUAUAUUUCAUGUUGUGAUGAACUAGUUUUAUGGUAGCAGUUUGCAAGAUACCUACUGUGCCUUCAACAAUCCCUUUCUGAAAUCCUUGUUUUGACACAUUAAACAUACAGGUGCUUGAGAGAGAGAUUGUUUCUUCACAAUGGUUUCACUUAAGUGGGAGAUGCAGUUUCACAAUCUAUGUAUCACUAUGUUAAUAGGAUCGAUGUACAGAAGCUAAAUCUCCAGAUAUUUUGGGUUUCAACUCCCGGAAGCCCCAGACAGCAUGUCCAACGAUAAGGGAUGCAGGAUUGAAGCAUCUGGAGAUCUGCUUUCUGCCCAGAUCUGGUCUAUAGUGCAGCCCUUUCCUGUUCAUAUUUUUCCAUGCUACUAUACCCUGUAUCAGAAUUGGACUUUUUGGGCAUCCAGACAUUUUAGCCUAAAAUAUGUACUAGUUUUCUUCAGCAUGGAUGGGAAUUGUGGCCAAAAAUAUCUGCAGGGUGACAAGAUUUUUUCCCCACCUUUGCUUUGCCAGGCUUUAAGCCCCUUUAUAGGAUAUCCUGUUUUAUGUUCUGUACAAUACCUACCAUGGAGUUGGAACUUUAUAAAUAUUUAGCAAUAUUAAUUGGAGAAAUUAUGUUGAAGGAAUUUUGAACAGACUAUUCAGGGGAAGCAACUGUUUUACAGAGCUGAUCAGACACUUCAAGCUGCAGUGCAAAAUGUUCUGUAUUCAUUCCAGGUAGCUAACAUUAAAAGUCAUAAAGAAACUGGAAUUAGGCUAAUAGAGCAAGCAUACUGAAUUCAUUAGUCAAAAUAGAACAGUUUUACAGACUAUAGAAUAAGAUUUUUUUGGUAUGAAAAGAUCUGUAGUUAUUAUAACAUAAUAUUUUGCAGGUAACAGCAUGAGAAAAAUUUACAUAACAAGGGCAAAACGAGUGUUAGAGUUAGCCAAGUACAAGGGAGAACAAGGGAAAGCGCUGUUCAACAAAACAUUUGGCCAUAGUGCUGACUAUUCAUUAGGAGAGGCACUCUGGAUUUGCUCCAAUCUGUUCAGUGAUACCCGCCUCAAGAUGAGCCACAAGAGGAUCAUGCUGUUCACCAAUGAAGACAACCCUCAUGCCCAACACAGCACAAAAGCCAAAUUUGCUAGGACUAAAGCUGCUGACCUUCGAGAGACAGGUAUUUACCUUGACUUAAUGCACCUGAAGAAGCCUGGGGGAUUUGAUAUUUCCUUGUUCUACAGGGACAUUAUUAAUACAGCAGAUGAUGAGGACCUAGGAGUGCAAUUUGAUGAAUCUGGCAAGUUAGAAGACCUCAUGAAAAAAGUACGUGCAAAGGAGACAAGGAAGCGAGCUUUAGCCAGGGUAAAUAUGUAUCUGGGGAAUGAUGUGUUUUUUACCGUUGGCAUUUUCAACUUAGUCCAGAAAGCUGUCAAGCAGGCUCCAGUGAAACUUUACAGAGAAACUAAUGAGCCAGUGAAAACGAAAACCCGAACCUUUAGCCGAGAGACAGGUGGUUUACUUCUCCCUAGUGACACCAAGAGGGCUCAGAUCUAUGGGAACCGCCAGAUUGUGCUGGAGAAAGAGGAGACAGAAGAAGCAAAGAAAUUUGAUUUACCAGGCUUAUACCUGAUUGGCUUCAAACCUGUAAUUAUGCUGAAACGACAUCAUCAUAUCAAGCCUGCUCAGUUCAUCUAUCCUGAUGAGUCCUUGAUCAGCGGAAGCACUACUCUGUUUAAUGCUCUGCUAAAGAAGUGUCUGGAGAAAGGUGUGAUGGCCAUAUGUAGGUACACUGCCCGUCGAAACAAUUCUCCCAGAUUUAUAGCUCUGGUCCCUCAGGAAGAAGAGCUGGAUGAGCAGAAUGUGCAAACAGCUCCCCCAGGGUUUCAUUUGAUUUACCUACCUUACGCAGAUGACAAACGGAAAAUUGACUUUACAGAGAAGGUCACAGCUAAUGAAGAACAAGUGAACAAAAUGAAGGAAAUAGUCCAGAAGCUUCGGUUCAAGUACAGGAGUGAGAGUUUUGAGAAUCCAGUUCUACAGCAGCACUAUAUGAAUCUGGAGGCUUUAGCACUGGAUCUGAUGGAACCCGAAAAGGCUGAGGAUCUGACAAUGCCCAAGGUUGAGGUAAUGGAUUCCAGAUUGGGUACUCUUGCAGAGGAGUUCAAACAACUCGUUUAUCCACCAGGCUAUGAUCCUGAUGGUAAAGUCGCCAAGCGGAAAAAAGCAGGGAACGGCACUGACCAACCUGAAAAGAAAGCCAAAAUAGAAAUCUCUGAGGAGGAACUGAGGAAUCAUGUUCAAAAAGGCACUUUGGGUAAACUUACUGUGCCAGUUCUGAAGGAUGUGUGCAGGAUUUAUAAGCUGACAGGAGGUGGAAAAAAGCAGGAACUUCUGGAUGCAGUGACUAAGUAUUUCAAGCAGCUCUGAAUUAUAUACUCCUAAUAGCUCAUCCAUUCCCUAAGUGUUAGAUUUUAGGAAAACAGGUGAAGUACCUUUCUAACUAUAAUUCAAUCAAAGGGAAUGGGAUUUUUUUAAGAGGUUGAAGAAUGGCAGACACAAGAAUUUGUUAAUAUUCUCCUCUGAUUCAAUUAUGAAAAUGUGUGCCUUGUUUUCAAUAAAUGGGACUUAAUUUGUA